CCUUGGCGCGGCGCCCGCCAUGUACAAUGGGAUCGGGCUGCCCACGCCGCGGGGCAGCGGCACCAACGGCUACGUCCAGCGCAACCUCUCGGCCCUGCGGCACAAGAAGGGGGGCGGCGGCGCCGAGCCCCCCCCCGGCGAGGAGGAGCUGCGCAGGCUGGAGGCCGGGCUGGCCAAGAGGCCCAACCCCGACAUCCUGGACCACCAGCGCAAGAGGAAGGUGGAGCUGAAAUGCCUGGAGCUGACCGAGCUCAUGGAGGAGCAGGGCUACGCCGAGGGCGAGAUCCAGGAGAAGGUGGCCACGUUCCGCAUGAUGCUGCUGGAGAAGGACGUGGCUUUGGGGGAACCCGAGCAGAAACCAACGGUGACAGAGACCCAUCAGCUGGCUGAGGCCAACGAGAAGAAGAACGAGCGGCUCCGGGCGGCCUUCGGCAUCAGUGACACCUAUGUGGACGGCAGCUCCUUCGACCCCAGCCGCCGCGCCAAGGAGGCCCCCCCCGAGCCCCCCAACCCGGCCCCUGCUGUGAGGGACUCAUCCAGCUCCCGCUCGCCCUCACCUAAGCAGAAGAAGAAGAAGAAGAAGAAGGAUCGGGGCAGGUCUGCCAGUCGCUCUGGGGAGAGGAAGAAGAGCUCCAAGAAGAAGAAGCACAGGUCUGAAUCGGAGGCCAAGAAGCGGAAGCACCGCUCUCCCAGCCCCAAAAGCAAGCACAAGGCCAAAGAGAAGAAGCGGAAGAGAUCCACCAGCGAAUCGGCCUCUCAGAAGAGCCGCCGCGAGGGCCCCUCUUCCUCCCCUGCUGCCUCCUCCUCCUCCUCCGCCUCCUCCCGCAGCCGGUCCCGCAGCGUCACCGCCGCCACCCACCAAGACACCGAAGAGCCGGGGCCGGUCCCAGCCCCGGCACCGGCACCACCGGGCCCGGCCCCUGCACCGGAGGAGCUGCCAGCGCCGUCGCUCGCCCCCGAUGUCCCCAUCGAGGAGCCCCAGGCACCGGCGCCGGUUGUGAGCCCCCCCCCCGGCGGCACCGGCAGCGACCCCCCCAUCACCAACACCAGCACCAACCGCAGCCCCCGCAGCCGCAACCGAACCAACACCAACGGCACCCACACCAACCGCAACCGCCCCCCCCCAGCCGCCCCCCGCCGCCUCCCCAACCCCGUCCCCGCCCCCAGUAUCCCCCAGCGCCGCGCCCCCCCGUCCCCCUCCCCCUCUCCAUCCCCCCCCCCCCGCCGCGCCAAGAGCCCCCCCUCGGCCGUGACGUCAUCGCGCCGUGACCGCUCCCUGACCCCCCCCGCGCCGCCACCCCCUUCCUCCUCCUCCUCCUCCAAGCGCUCCCGCGCCCGCCGUUCCCGCUCCCGCUCCCGACGCCGCUCCCGCACCCCCCCCUCCCCCAUCCGCUGGCCCCUGCCGCGCUCCCGAUCCCGCUCCCCGGCCCCGCGACGCCGCUCCCGCUCCCCCCGCGCCUGGUCCCGCUCCCGAUGGGCCCGCUCCCGCUCCCGACGCCGCUCCCGCUCCGGCACGCGCCGACGCUCCCGCUCCCGACGCCGCUCCACCUCCCGCAGCCGCUCCGGUUCCUCCCCCCUGCCCCGGCGACGCCGCCGCCGCCGCUCCCGCUCCGAUUCCUCCGGCAGGUCCCGGCGCGGGCGCUCCCCGUCCACCCCGCCCCGCGGCAUCAAGCGGGCCCGCGCCGCCUCCCGCUCCCCAUCCCGGCAGCGCCGCCGCCGCAGCUCCACGCGCUCCCCCCGGCUCCGGCACCCACUUCCCAGCCCCAGGCCACCACCGCCGUGUCCCCCCCCAAACCCAAGCCCCCCUCCCCGGCGCCCCCCCCCGCGCCAGCGCAGCCCAGCCCCAAGGCGACCCCUGCAGCAGCGGCGCCAGUGA
Messenger RNA from Pezoporus flaviventris, 1876 nucleotides. Its product is annotated as serine/arginine repetitive matrix protein 2-like. NCBI's taxonomy places the organism in Eukaryota, Metazoa, Chordata, Aves, Psittaciformes, Psittacidae. The record is from RefSeq and is a predicted model, not a curated record. Gene Ontology annotation, molecular function: mRNA binding.